AUGGCUGCGAUUGGAGAAAAACAACGCCUUGCAAUAUGUUAUGGCUAUAUUUUAGUAGCCGUGGCUCAGUUAUCCCUAGUCAUCGUCGCAUCUACCCUCCACAAUGACACAACGCCAUAUACAAAAGCCGCGUAUAAGAGCUCCCAAAGAGCAACACGUACCACCAGCGGAUUGGCCUUUCUCCUCAUGAUGGUCCAAGUCUACCUCUCCGCCAUCAUCACCCUCCUCGGCUGCCCUAUCAUUUACAUUGCGUGGUUUAUUAUCGCUCAAAUAGUAUCUACGGUGUACUUUUGCUAUAUCCCCUGGAGGUACCCGAAGAGUGUCGCACCGCCCGUGGAAGAUGAAUGGUUCCUGGCUGAUCAGGACGACUUGGAGCUGAGGAUUCUUUCGUACAAGAUGGAUCCGGCAUCCUUGAAUAACUAA
Molecule: messenger RNA, 423 nt
Organism: Fusarium fujikuroi IMI 58289
Lineage: Eukaryota; Fungi; Ascomycota; Sordariomycetes; Hypocreales; Nectriaceae
Exons: 3
Coding region: 1-423 (140 amino acids)
Source: RefSeq, a predicted model, not a curated record